This is a messenger RNA of Daldinia decipiens, 537 nucleotides long. RefSeq lists its product as uncharacterized. The record is from RefSeq and is a predicted model, not a curated record. The transcript has a single exon. Bases 1 to 537 code for a protein of 178 amino acids. Lineage: Eukaryota; Fungi; Ascomycota; Sordariomycetes; Xylariales; Hypoxylaceae.
AUGGAAACCUCGUCAUUAUCAUCCCCUCCUCCAGCAUCCCCUCUCCGACGCCGCAAGUUCCUUCAGCCUCCUCGGCGCCGUUUUCUACAUAGCGAUAACGCAGCUCUGCCGACUCAUACGUCUGAAUCAACCAACGCCCCUAAUGCUAUAUCCUCCAUCUCCAGCGAUAAACCCGCACCAUCUUCUUACCCAACGCCAGAGGAAAUCGCAACUAAUACGUAUAACUAUUGGCGGCUAAAACGGAGAAACGGCUACAACUUUGCACGGUUUAUGGAAGGAUGUCUCUUGUCAAAAACAUCUAAUGGGAGGAACAAUGGGAAAAAGUUCGGCGAGCUGGCUCAAGUGCUUAAAAACCCACUUGUACAAGAACGUUUAAAAGCUGCCGGUGUCCUGAUACGAAUCCAAGGUCAAAGUGACCAAAUUAACGACGAAGGUAAUGAUGAAGGCCAGGAUAAAGGCAAGGGGAGCAGCGAAUACCACGAGGAUGACCCCUAUAUAUCUGAGCUCCGUAAAGAGCUCUCUAUUUUGACAUCCUAA